This is a messenger RNA of Podarcis muralis (Common wall lizard), 4827 nucleotides long. Lineage: Eukaryota; Metazoa; Chordata; Lepidosauria; Squamata; Lacertidae. The record is from RefSeq and is a predicted model, not a curated record.
CUCCUGCGAGCUUGCAGCGCCGCUACAUAAGCCGCGCUCGCCGCCGGCGCAUCGGAGUGGCGAGAGCGCGAGGACCCGAAGCCCGGAGGAGAGAGAGAAAGGAAAAGAGGCUGGGGCGCCGAGCGGAGCCCGGGAAGCAGCAGCAGCAGCAGCAGCGGGCGCGCUCCGGAGCUUGGCGGGGAAGGCGGCGCGCCAGCCUGGAGGAGAAGAAGCCGAGGGCGCGGCCGUAGAGGAAGGACUCGCUCCGGGCCGGCCAUGGCCUUGGCGGACAGCGCGCGGGGGCUCCCCAACGGCGGCGGCGGCGGAGGCAGCAGCGCCUUGCGCAGCGCGCCGCGCCCCGCGCAGCCCGAGGCGGCGGCGGCGUCGUCGGUGGGCGGCGGCGAGGGCUUCCCGGAGAUCGUGGAGCUGAACGUGGGCGGGCAGGUGUACGUGACCCGGCGCGGCACGGUGCUGUCGGUGCGCGGCUCUCUGCUGUGGCGCAUGUUCUCGGAGCAGGCGGCGUCCGAGCUGCCGCGCGACUCCAAGGGCCGCUUCUUCUUGGACCGCGACGGCUUCCUCUUCCGCUACAUCCUGGAUUACCUGCGCGACCAGGAGCUGGUGCUGCCCGAGCGCUUCCCCGAGCGCAGCCGCCUGCAGAGGGAGGCCGAGUACUUCCAGCUGCCCGAGCUGGCGCGCCGUCUGGCGGCCGCCGGCCUCCCCUCCGCCGCCGCGCGCUUCUCGGGGCUCUUGCGCGACGCCUCCGUGUGCGCCGACGAGCCGCCGCCGGGCCUGGGCUACCUGGAGGCCGAGCUCCCCGAGGGCGGCGGCGGCGGGGCUCUGUCGGCCUCGCCCACGUCCAGCCGCAGCCCGUCGGGCGGGCCUCUGCUGGCGCCGUCGCUCUCGCUGGACGCCGGCGGGGCGGCGUCGGGGCGGCGCUCGGGCUACAUCACCAUCGGCUACCGCGGCUCCUACACCAUCGGGCGGGACGCGCAGGCCGACGCCAAGUUCCGCCGCGUGGCGCGCAUCACGGUGUGCGGCAAGACGGCGCUGGCCAAGGAGGUCUUCGGCGAGACGCUCAACGAGAGCCGCGACCCCGACCGGCCCCCGGAGCGCUACACGGCCCGCUACUACCUCAAGUUCAACUUCCUGGAGCAGGCCUUCGACCGGCUCAGCGAGGCCGGCUUCCGCAUGGCCGCCUGCUCCUCCACCGGCACCUGCGCCUUCGCCCCCGAGCAGGGCGGCCCCGCCGACGACAAGAUCUGGACCAGCUACACCGAGUAUGUCUUCUGCAGGGAGUGAGGGGACCGAGAUGCACAAGCGCAGCCUGGGCUGGCCACCAGCUCCACCACACCCCAGAUUUUUUCUUUUUUCCAGGCACAUUCCUUUCCCUAACCUAGGAUGACCGGGGCCUGACCUUGCAGAAAGAAACCUGCCUAGGCUCGACACAUUUUUGGCUUGCGUGGGAGCUGCGCCUUGCAAAACUGUAGGAGAGUUUGGAAGGGGCUGUGCUGGGAGAGACAAAAGUGCCCCACCUGAAUGCCUGUCCAGCAUCCCAGAUGGAGCCUUCACCUAAGCAAUAGGGUGGCAGCCUGAAGGCUCUUCCACCUUUUAGAACUGCACAGAUUGAAAACCUCCCCAUUGUGGUGUCUCCUCUUCUGUGUUGUUCUUAAAGGUGCAGAGAACUUCCUUCCCUUCCGCACGCUGAGUUCCCGGCCCCUUGUUUACAUUUCUAUGCACUUGCCCUGUGGUCAUCCCUUCAUAACUUUGUGACACCUCAUGCACCCCUCACUUGUACCUUGGAAGAACACCAUCUCCACCUAGGUUCCUUAUAUAGACAGUCACUCAGCCCCUCGCCCAUGAGGAACGCCUCUUGUUUUGUACAAGUUGGAUCACUUCCUUCUACCCCUUGCACUUAACAUGGGUCCAGAGCACUUCCAUGGGCCUUUGCCAUGUAAUGUGCUGCCAUUGCCCAACCCUUUUAUAUAAUCGCUGCCCACCUCAAAUGCCAGCUGUGCAGAAUUCACUGUCCCAGAAUCAAUCCACUAUGUGAUCUGUUCAUAUUGCUAGAGGUAAAACACAAAUCUCGACACACGUACCUGUGUCCCCUUUUUAACAUGCAUGCUUCCAAAGAUGUCUGUCUUGUUCACCCCAGAACAUACGUGCUGUAUAUUUUAUUCCUGCAUCUCCCCUCCCCUCCCCCAUCCAGAGAAUGGGUGGGCAUCAAAUUCUACUUCAAUGAUGUAAAGGACCCCUUUGCAUCGUUCUGAGUCUGCUUCCACCAGUCUCCCAUUUUCCUGCCUUUUGCUUCUUUCUGCAUCAUGGUGAAGGAACUGCUAUGUGGCCAGUCCAUCUUUCCUGCUUCCCAGAAAGUGUUGCCUUCUUGCCCUGGGAUGGGAAGAGGAAUCUGAAAGAGAGAGAGAGAGAACAUUUUGCACUUCCCAGCCAUGUUGGUGGUGAAGCAGAGAGAACCUUUCCUGAUCAUUAUUUUCCCAGUGUUGCCUAUCUCCUAAAUUGGAUGAAGUCAGUGGAAUGGAACAGCUAUUUCUGACAGGUUAGAUUUUGUGGCUGCUUCUAUUCCCCAACCCCUACCCUGUUUGGGGGGCGAAAUACUAGACAACGCAAUCAGGGACCUCCUUGUACCAUUUUAUUCCCUUUGCCUUCUCUGCCGCUUUCCAAAGUCUCUUUCUUCUUCAGCUCUUUGGAACUGCGUUACAAUGGGGAUGGGUCAGAAGAGCCAGUGCCAAAAGGGGCCGUCAUCAAAGUGGCGACUUCUGGAUUUUUACACCACUUGAACAGUCGGAACUUCCCUUCCAGGAGCAAAUCUCUUUGAUGGCAUGAAGCAAUGUCAGUUCUUUGAAAACUGAGUGUGUUUGCAAAAUGUAAUUCUGACACAGUGGACAAUAGCAAGGAAGAGUCUUUGAUGAAAAUUCCUGUAUUAUCACUCUUUAUGUAUGUGUGUGUGUGUGUAUUAUAUAUAAAAACCCCAUUGCACAUUGUUUAAAUGUUCUGAAAGUAGUCUACCAGACUGGCUAAGGGUGGAGGUGUGUCAGGUCCUGGGCUUUGAGCAGCAUCACAGAUUGUCAGAUGUGCUAAGCAUUUUUGGAACUCUCUGGGCAAUAGCCAAGUCAUACUAAGAGGGUUAGGCCCUCAGUAUGACUUGGCUGGGUAGCACUCUAUAUGUAUUCUUGUUUGAUGUCUUCAAGGCUCAGUUUAAUGCUUCUUUGAAGUGUCCAUUGGUGCCCUUUCCUUCCCUGGGCAAAAGAGUGGCAUUUCUACAUUUGUUAAGACAUGCUGCUGAGUAAAAGUUAUGGGCAUUCUGAGUGGGAUGCGGUCUUUCUCUCCAAAUACCCAAGGGCAAAUUUGGCUCUGUUUUCAUUGUUUUCUACUGGGAGGGAGUUUGCACCUACAACAAUGCAGAAACAUUAAGUCCACGUAUGUAGGAAUUUUGGCUGGUGUCUUAUCUAUAGGGAAGGACCACCAUGGUGAUGUAUAAGCACAAGUUUUUACUCUGAAUGAAAGCUCUGAUUCCCCCCCCCCCGCAUUAAACAGAUCUAUACAUAAAUGCACAUUGCUCGACUUAAAAGUACUGUCCAUUUACAUUUGCGACCUAAUGGGUGCUUUUUAUGCGAUCCAGUCAUUUGGCCAUUCCUCAAGCGGUGCACACUGAAACUUGACAAUUUACUUAGACAGAAUUAGUUACAAACAGUGGCUUGAUGCUUGGAUACAGAGUUAUGGGCACUCUAGUCUUAACCAAAGAAUAUUUCUAUUAAGCUUCCUCCCCCUCACUCCAAAGCUGUCAUUUCAAAGAGUGGAAUUUCCUUAUUUGAGUAAAAUAUUAUUUUAGGAUCAAGUGUUGGCCUGUUAGAAUUGUUGAGAGAGAGAGAGGCUUUCUUUCUUUCCUUCUUUUUAGCUAAAUGUCUAGCUGCAGCUUAAACCAUUCAUUUUGAAAUUCUUCUGGGGCUUUAUAAAUAUCAAUCAACAGUCCAGAUUUCAAACAUCUCCCAUCCACAGAAAUGUUUUCCUUUUUUCUCUGGGAGAUGGUUUUAAAACGAUGUAUUUUUUCAAAGAAAGCAAGAAAAAGAAAGGGAGAGAGAGCAUUUUUAAAUAAGGACAAGCAAUAAGAGAGCAUUGGGAAGCCAGAGUGCCACAGAAGAGAGAGUGCCCUGGUUGUCCUUAUGCCUUAUUAUAAAAUAAUUCCAUUGUCAUAUUUUCGCUAAGUGAGAGGUUAUUGAUUGCAAUUAAGUAUUUAAAAUGUCAUUCUCGAGAGCUGAUUACAGUCUUUUUCUAGUUUGUGUUGAGUAAUUCUCUCUGAAGUAUGUUUUCUAAAAUUUUGUAUACAAUCCAGUUUUCAGUAAGUCCUGAAAUGAGCUCUUAGCUAGUUUUCUUUUCUUUUUUCUGUUUAAAAAAUAAAUCUUGUACUGUAGCUUACUAAGUCUAUCAUAAGAGUUAUGAAUGGAGGUGGUUUUUAAUUGAACUUGUGACUUAGUGUGUAUAUAAAGUGUAUAAACAUUUUACACGAAUCAUUUAGUUUUUUAUUCAUUUACUAGUGCUAUACAGAUUUUCAUAUGCUGUACCUGGACAGAGUACUUUCAUAUUAAGCUGUGUUUCUGCACCUAUUUAUAUGGGGGGAGACUUGUGUACAAACAUCAGCAAAAUGAUAGAAGUAUGUUUGUCGACACUUAUUUGCUUGAAUGUGAAUUAACAGCGAAACUUCCUGUUGGCUAAAACGCAUCCCUCUAAUGAAAACUUGUAUUUUGAUUAGUGAAUGUUUAUUUGCUAGCAGACUACCCUAAAGCUCCUAUUAUUUUUAAAACCAGAAUGGGUAUAAUAAAAAGAACUAACUAGUAA